Saccoglossus kowalevskii is the source of this 951-nucleotide messenger RNA. RefSeq names its product dimethyladenosine transferase 1, mitochondrial-like. Gene Ontology annotation, molecular function: rRNA (adenine-N6,N6-)-dimethyltransferase activity; mitochondrial transcription factor activity. Gene Ontology annotation, cellular component: mitochondrial matrix. Gene Ontology annotation, biological process: transcription initiation at mitochondrial promoter; rRNA methylation. The record is from RefSeq and is a predicted model, not a curated record. NCBI's taxonomy places the organism in Eukaryota, Metazoa, Hemichordata, Enteropneusta, Harrimaniidae.
AUGCCACAACUACGAUUGCCCCCGCUACCUACAAUAGGCGAUAUCAUUCGUAUGUAUGGCCUAAGAGCAGAAAAACAGUUAUCGCAGAACUUUCUUCUUGACAUGAAUCUGACGGACAAAAUAGUACGACAUGCUGGGUCUCUUAACGGCAGGUAUGUUUGUGAAGUUGGUCCAGGUCCAGGUGGUAUUACAAGGUCGAUACUACAUUCUGGUGCUAAGAAAGUUAUCGUGAUCGAAAAAGAUCAAAGAUUUAUGCCUAGUUUGGAAUUAUUAGCAGAAGCUAGUGACGGGCGACUUGGUUUAAUUCAUGGUGAUGUAAUGAAGUAUAACAUGAGGAACAUGUUUCCCAAUGACCUCAGGAAAGCCUGGGAAGAUGAUCCACCAGAUGUACAUAUUAUUGGUAAUCUUCCAUUCAGUGUCUCUACUCCCUUGAUAAUUAGAUGGAUGGAAGCCAUCUCUUCCCACUCUGGACCAUUUUCCUAUGGCAGAGUACAGAUGACCUUGACUUUCCAGAAAGAGGUUGCUGAGAGGUUGGUGGCAGGAGUUGGUGACCCACAACGAAGCAGAUUGUCCAUUAUGUCGCAGCACCUUUGUAAAGUUAAGCAUGCAUUUACAAUACCUGGAACAGCAUUUGUGCCAAAACCAGAUGUUGAUGUUGGUGUUGUUCAUUUCACACCUCUAAUAGAUCCUCUCAUUCAGCAACCAUUUAAACUUGUAGAGAAAGUUGUCAGAUGCUUGUUUCAGUUUAGAAGGAAAUACUGCAAGAGAGGUGUUGAAAUUUUAUUUCCCUAUGAUUACCAGGAAUUAGUAGAUGAUGUGUUCGAAAUGACCGGUGUUGAUCCUUCAACAACACCGCAAUGGCUCACAGUGGACGAUUUUAAUAGGUUAUGUAUAGCUUAUAACGAUAUUUGUAGUCGAUAUCCAGGCAUAAUGAAUUAUAAUUAUAGGUAG